CUUCCUGGGCCACCCUCUUUGGCCAAACCUAUGAGUCUAAGCAGUGGCUUGCAACAUCCUGUCUCGAAUGACCCUUUUGCUUCCAUUUGGAGUGAAAGCUGUUAUGCUUUUUAUUACCAUCUUCAGCCGUCGCAAUGUGAGACACCUCGGGCUGCGAACGCAUCAACAUAAUGAUGGCCGCGGGGCAUUUAUACCCAACGCAUUCCACUACGCUACCCAACCUUGGCCCAACUUCUCUCAUCCCUUUUCUCUCUCUGCUUAUGAUCUAUAGAUGAGAGCGACCAGAGAUGGAUUCGUUCCCAGGUUAUGAUUUUCACCAGGGCUACGAGGAGAACUUCUAUCGCCGACCCCAGCGGCGCCAUCCAGAAACGACCUCCACCAACAACCGUUCUUCCCCAUCCCCCAAGAGGCCACCGGUCUCGUCACACCCGCGGUCCGAGAUCGUCACGUCACAAAACAGGGGCCCCCGGGUAGCCAUCACCGUGUUUUCCUUGGUCGUCUUGGCUGUCAUCAGCCUCCUCAUUGCGGUGACAGUAGUCUUCUCCCUAAAGACUCCUUCUCCCUCGGGCGUGGGAGCACAAGCAAUCAUGUCGCAAGGUCAGUGGCAGCCAACUGAAUUCCAUUUGCCCUGUUCUCUCUCACUCACUCUCACUCACUCUCACUCACUCUCAACUCAUUCUCACUCACUCUCACUCACUCUCACUCACUCUCACUCACUCUCACUCACUCUCACUCACUCUCACUCACUCUCACUCACUCUCACUCACUCUCACUCACUCUCACUCACUCUCACUCACUCUCACUCACUCUCACUCACUCUCACUCACUCUCACUCACUCUCACUCACUCUCACUCACUCUCACUCACUCUCACUCACUCUCACUCACUCUUACACACACAUACACACACCCUCUUACUAGCUGCUGAGCAUCCGAAAACAGACGCACCAAUCUACCGCAAAAUAUGCUCUACUGAGUAUCUCAACUGCCAGUUCCACCCAGGCACCGUUGCUCCACCAAACCUCUUCGAGCUCCUCGGCCUGGAUCCGUACGCAGCACCGUUCCAUCCGGCUGCAGAAGGCAACGU
This is a messenger RNA of Colletotrichum navitas, 1086 nucleotides long. RefSeq lists its product as uncharacterized. The record is from RefSeq and is a predicted model, not a curated record. Bases 288 to 920 code for a protein of 210 amino acids. The transcript has a single exon. Lineage: Eukaryota; Fungi; Ascomycota; Sordariomycetes; Glomerellales; Glomerellaceae.